Messenger RNA from Pseudogymnoascus destructans, 4960 nucleotides. RefSeq lists its product as uncharacterized. NCBI's taxonomy places the organism in Eukaryota, Fungi, Ascomycota, Leotiomycetes, Thelebolales, Thelebolaceae. Gene Ontology annotation, cellular component: intracellular anatomical structure. The record is from RefSeq and is a predicted model, not a curated record. Gene Ontology annotation, molecular function: ATP binding; RNA binding. The transcript is spliced from 3 exons. Bases 45 to 4517 code for a protein of 1490 amino acids.
CCCCGCCAUUUUUUUCAAUAGAACGCCGACAAAAUUAUAAUACUAUGGCGGGAGGCAAAAAGAAAAAGAAGCCAGCAUCAAACCCUGCCCGUGGCUUUGCUACGACCUCGGUGGCAUCGAAGGUGAGAAUUGAAGUUGCUGAAACCACACCUUCAGACGAAAGCCCAGACAAUGAAUCAGAGCAACGGAAGGAUGAGACAACGACGGAAAGCUUGCCAAAGUCCACAACAACCGGAAAUACAGAUACGCAGCUAACCCCCGAGCAAUUCGAGAAACAACUCGAAGAAUCGGAACUUCAAGUGCUGGUCGAAAAGUACUCGCAAAAAGCUAAACGGGAUGCUGCCCGCCAGGUAACCAGGCUCCAGACAGAUCGGCGCCUACUACGAGGCCAAGCCGACUUUUUGAAUACACGAAAAUGGCUCCCUCCAGAUUUAAUGGACGAGAUAUUGGAUAUAGUUACAGCGGAUCAUCGAGCCUUGGGCCCGAGCACAACAGACUCCCCUGCAACGUUGAAGCCGCUCACAGAGGAGGAUCUAACCAUAAAAUUAUGGACCCUACAGCAAGCUCUGGCCGGUGCAGGCUUCCCAGACGACAGAGUCCGCAUGGCUCUCACAUACAUUCUAAGCAUAUCCGAUAAGAUGGUCAGCGGAAAUAAAGAUUCAAUCUGGGGUCUUGAGGAAUCUUUGCAGUGGAUGGCACGUGAAUGCUCCCGAGAUGAGUUGCCGGACUAUGAGAAUUGGCAAACAAAAUCCCUGUUGCAGCUAAAGUUACAAAUGGACUCUCAAGCCGGCACACCUACGGUGUCAGGAAUGACCACACCACGGCAGAUAAAAGCAGAUAUACGCCACGUAGACUCGAAAGACAGCAUUGCAGAGCAACCCGUUACAAAAGUGGCCGCGCGACCCGCAAAGGCCGCAGUUGUCGAGUACGAGAGCGAUAUAGAUGCGGACGAACUACUCCCAGAAUAUCUAGAAGCAAAGACGAAACUAUUCCAUCUACAACCCCCGAAAAACUCGGCACGGGGUGCAGCCCAGCGUGGAGCAGGGGCCAGCAAUGGCAAGAGAAACAAGGGUACCCAAGCGCCCCAAGACCCAGAGAUGGCAAAGCUACAUAGGAAACUUGUGAAAAUUGAAUCCGACGUUCUUUUUGAUCAAUACGAGGCUGAACAGGAGUGGCAAAAGCGGAAGAUUACCCUCGAGAAAGAAGCUGCGGCGAAAAGGCAGGAAUUGUCUGGUGGCCCUCCCCCGAGGAUCCCACACCCUGCUGAGUCUAGUGAUGAUGACUCUGAUGAUGAGAUUAUGCGCGCAGCUGCAAAAAUGGGAGCAGACCUACUCGAAGAUGAUUCAAGCGAUGACGAUGGUGCCAUUGCCGACCUGUUUGCAAAUCUUCCCGUUACUGAAGUUGACCCAGUCACCGGGAAGAGCACUGUGGUUAUCAACGAUACCAAUGGCGGCAAGAUCACCCUCAGAGAUUUUGGAAAGUCGAUAGGCAUAAGUCCUAGAAGGGUAUUAGAAGAAGCUUGCCGUUCUAGAGAUUCUUCCGUGAAGAUAGUUUACACGCUUGUCUCUAAAACUAGCUAUUCCAACCGCCAUUCCGUCAGGGUAAAUUGGUCCAAGGCUCAAGAAGUCCCGUCACCAACUUCGGAUUUUCCCGAGAUUGAUUGCAUAUGUUCACCAAAAUCAAUCACAAUUACAAUGACCAGCAUCUCCACUCCUGAUGCGGCCCAAUCAGAAUCUUACGCCGCAACCGUAGCGCUGUUUCUCAUAUUCAGCACUUCAGUGAGAGAAGAAAAAGUGUUCCUGCGGCUCCCUCCGGUAUGGCGUGAGCUAUGGACGGAGUUUGCUGUUGCAAGGAAAGAAAAGGCAGAUGCGCUCGAUAGAGAAGCCAUUCGCGGCUUUCGGGAUACUAUCAGGCAGAAGAGGGAUCGGGAAGAGGAAGAUGGUGUCGUGCUGACGACUAGCUUUAGACGCCGUGCCUUAUUAACUCCCAAUGAUACCAGCGAUGAGUCUGGGACGGAGACACCAGGUAGCUCUAGUGUCUCCCCCGAGACUCUCAAGAAGAUAUGGCAUGACAAGAGCAACACGCCCUCAUACCAGACAAUGCGGCAGUCUCGCAUGCAGUUGCCUAUGUGGGGCUACAAGGAGGAAGUUCUUCGUACAAUUGAUCGGGAGCAAGUAGUCAUUAUUUGUGGAGAAACGGGUUGUGGUAAGAGCACCCAGGUGCCGGCUUUUAUUCUAGAACACCAGCUAUCACAAGGAAAGCCGUGCAAGCUGUAUUGCACAGAACCACGCAGAAUUUCUGCAAUUUCUCUUGCGAAGCGCGUGAGCGAGGAGCUUGGGGAACGUAAAGGGGAUGUCGGGACGCCCAGGUCAUUAAUCGGAUAUGCAAUCCGUCUUGAAACCAACACAUCUCGAGAGACUCGCGUUGUAUACGCCACCACUGGAAUUGUUAUGCGCAUGUUGGAAAGUUCCAACGAUCUCAAAGAAAUCACACACAUAGUUUUGGAUGAGGUGCACGAGAGAACUAUUGACAGCGACUUUUUGCUAAUAAUCCUCCGGAAGCUGAUGGCUCGGAGACCAGACCUCAAGGUUGUCCUGAUGUCUGCUACUGUCGAUGCCGAGAGGUUUUCAAAGUAUCUGGACGGCGCCCCGGUACUGCAAGUCCCCGGAAGGACCUUCCCAGUUACUUCAUGCUACCUCGAGGAUGCCGUGGAGCUUACCGGUUAUUCUUUGGAUAAUGGCUCACAAAAUAAGAGAUAUACCGACUUGGACGACGAUGCCGAAUUGGAGGAUGCACCAACAAGCGAAAAGACGAAGGCAGAUAAUACGAAGCUGCUGCGUGGUUAUAGCGCCAAGACCCGGAACACUAUCCUCCAAAUGGAUGAGUACCGGAUUGAUUUUGAGUUGGUGGCACAACUCAUAGCCAAGAUCGCUACCGAUGAGCGGUAUGUUCCCUUCAGCAAGGCUAUUUUGGUAUUCCUACCAGGUAUUGGGGAAAUUCGCCAGUUGAAUGACAUACUUCUUGGGCUGCCCACUUUCCGAACGGACUGGUAUGUAUACCCGCUGCAUUCAUCCAUCGCGAGUGAAGACCAAGAAGCGGCGUUUUUGGUGCCUCCUCCUGGAACUCGGAAGAUAGUGCUAGCCACGAACAUUGCCGAAACAGGUAUCACAAUCCCGGACGUUACCUGCGUAAUAGACACCGGAAAGCACCGAGAGAUGAGGUUCGAUGAGCGGCGACAACUCUCGAGACUGCUGGAGACGUUUAUUUCACGAGCCAACGCGAAGCAGCGACGAGGAAGAGCUGGACGUGUACAGGAAGGACUAUGCUUCCACCUGUUUACGAAGUACAGGCACGAUGAGCUCAUGUCUGAUCAGCAAACUCCAGAGCUACUACGGCUGUCGCUCCAAGACUUGGCUAUACGAGUCAAGACCUGCAAGCUGGGAGGCAUCGAGGAGACGCUGGGUCAGGCCCUUGAUCCCCCGUCGGCAAAGAAUAUCCGAAGAGCUGUCGACGCACUCAUUGAUGUUAGAGCACUCACCGCUGCCGAAGGGCUCACACCUCUGGGAAUACAGCUGUCGCGUCUACCUCUCGAUGUAUUCCUGGGCAAGUUAAUCCUGCUAGGAAGUAUAUUCAAGUGCCUUGAUGCAACAAUCACCGUCGCAGCAAUCCUAUCUUCCAAGUCGCCAUUCCAGGCUCCAUUCGGCGCACGCCAACAAGCAGACACAGUCAGGCUCGCCUUCCGCCGUGGUGACAGCGACCUGCUGACAAACUACAACGCAUACCUAGCCUGGAAGCGCGUGUGCAACACGACCGGAUCCGAGUACCAGUUCUGCCGCAAGAACUUCCUGAGCCCCCAAACCCUAUCCAACAUCGAAGAUCUUAAGGGCCAACUGACAGUCUCCCUCGUCGACUCUGGGUUCCUGCCCCUGACGGAACGCGAACGCGCGCAUAUCAAGCGAAACAGAUACUCGAGCCGACGCCACGAUUUCUUCGAGCUCCCGCAGCGCGCCAAUGUAAACAGCGAGAACGACCUGAUUACCCAAUCCGUCAUCGCCUGGGCGCUGUACCCGAAGCUACUCGUUCGCGAUGGCAAGGGCUUCCGCAACGUCGCCAACAACCAAUCCAUAUCCCUGCAUCCCACAUCCGUCAACAAAGGCCAUCAUGAGAUCAACUGGCUCUCCUAUUACCACAUCAUGCAAGCCAAGCAAUUCUACAACGCGCACGAAACCACCGCCGUAACCGACUUCGCCAUCGCCCUCCUCUGUGGCGACGUACGCUGCGACUUCUACGCCGGCGUUCUAAUCCUCGAUGGCAACCGCGCGCGCUUCGCCGUCUCGGACUGGAAGACCAUGGUUGUGCUCCGGACGCUACGCAUGCGCCUGCGCGAGAUCAUGACGCGCAGCUUCAAAAAUCCAGGGAAGCCCAUGCCUGAGGGUCUGGCGAGAUGGUUGGAGAUUUGGCAGAGAAUCUUUUCCCAGGAGAAUUUGCUGCUUGCGAAGGGGUUGGUGAGGACGUAGGGAGUGGGUUUGAUGGAGAUAUCUAAGAGGGGUAGAGAUCGUAUAGAGGAGGGGCUUGAAGGGCAACGGGAGUGUGGCAUGUGGUGGGCAUCAUAGUGAGCAUACUGGGAUGGGAUGGGAAAGUGAGCAUACUGGGCAUAUCAAGCUCCGGCUUCAAGGCGUUGUUGCUGCUUGCAAGGAAAUGGAAUGAAAUCAAUCGCAUACAGAUAAAGAUCAAAUGAACAUAAACGUUCGUAUCAUGAAUCUCGGUCUCAAAUCCCAUUCGUGCCAUCUCCACUGCCUACUCUCGCCCAGCUUCCUCCACGACCUCUAUCCGUCACGAGGGAAUAUCUCAUCGUGAAGCACGACACCCCAUCAGACUGCAAGAAAGUGGACAUGCAGCCCAUCCCCCAAAUCCUUCAGCGGACCGAACCAACAAAUCACCUCACCCACCACCAACAGCG